UGGAAACAGUAACUUUUAGCCGCGAGCUCUGUCACUGAGCAUGCGCAGUGAGCUCGCUCGCGGUUGGUUGAGGAAGUUUGUCUGUUCUUCUUCGACGUUAGCUGAGCCGCGGCUACAGGUGAGUCCAGACCGACGUCCAGCAGAGAUGACGUCCGCGUGGGACCUGGAGCAGCUGGCAGAGAUCGAACUUGAAAAGGAGGAGGAGGAGGAGGAGGAUGGGAGGUGCGUCCCCGACGGCCCGGCUCCUCCCAGCGGAGGCGCCGGCGCUGACGUCUCCCACCCAUAUUACGAUGUGGCUCGACACGGCAUCAUCCAGGUCUCAGGCGACGACAACUACGGCAGGAAGCUGAUCAUCUUCAGCAGCUGCUGUUUGCCUCCGUCGCACCAGCUCAACCACAGGCGUCUGCUGGAGUACCUGAAGUUCACCUUGGACCAGUAUGUGGAGAUGGACUACAUCCUGGUUUACUUCCACCACGGCCUGAGGAGCAGCAACAAGCCGUCUGUGAAGUGGCUGCGAGAAGCGUACAGCGAGUUCGACAGGAAAUACAAAAAGAACCUGAAGACUCUGUACGUGGUCCAUCCCACAAACUUCAUCAGGAUCAUCUGGAACAUCUUCAAACCUCUGAUCAGCCACAAGUUUGGGAAGAAGCUGAAGUACGUGAACUACCUGGCUGAGCUGCGAGAUCACCUGAACUACGAGCAGCUCAUUGUUCCUCCAGACGUGCUCCGACACGAUGAGAAGCUGCGAGCGGCUCAGAAAGGUGGAGCCCCGCCCCCCGGCAGAACGCCGCCCCCGCGCCCCCCCCUUCCCACGCAGCAGUUCGGCGUCAGCCUGCAGUACAUCAGGGAGAAGAACCGGGAGGCGGUGGUCCCGCCCGUGGUCCAUCAGACCGUCUCCUACCUGAAGCUCAAAGGUCUGUGGACAGAGGGAAUCUUCAGGCGUUCGGCUCGUGUCCAGCUCAUCAAGGACGUUCAGAAACUCUACAACCUGGGGAAGCCCGUGAACUUCGACGAGUACGACGACGUCCACGUUCCUGCUGUGAUCCUGAAGACGUUCCUCAGGGAGCUGCCGGAGCCUCUGCUCACCUUCAGAGUCUACAGCCACGUCCAGCAGCUGCUCGAUGUGGAGAGCAGCCUGAGGGUCAGCAGGUGCAAACAGAUCGUUGAAAGCCUUCCUGAGCACAACUUCAUCGUGACAAAGUACCUGCUGUGCUUCCUCCACAUGGUUUCUCAGGAGAGCAUCGUCAACAAGAUGAGCCCGUCCAACUUGGCCUGUGUGUUCGGGGUGAACCUGGUUUGGCCUCGUCAUGGCUCCAUCUCCCUGUCGGCGCUAACGCCCAUCAACAUCUUCACCGAGAUCCUCAUCGAACACUUUGACGCCGUGUUCGGCUCCCGCUGCCCAUCUGGUCAGGUAACGCCCUAAACCUGGUGUCCAGAUGCUCACGCUCCUAGGGAUGAACUUUUUUUGGUUCACUGGAGCAGCACCACUUGAGUCCAGAGUCUUGAGACUUUCAUAAGUUGUUCCUCAGAGGAUGAAUCCUGCUGUCACCAGGACAAAACACUUUCGUUUUGCUGCUCCCCAGAGGAUGAACCUCUUCUGUAAGUUUGAUUUGAUUGAUAAAGGCAAUGUUACAUUUAUUUAGAGGAUGAAACAGAGCCUUUAAUUGUGUUGUCAAGAGAUGAUUCAGUCACUACAUCAUGGUAGACAUUCAUUUUUAUACUGUAACUUCAAAUUAAAAUGUGCACAAACCUGAA
Messenger RNA from Betta splendens (Siamese fighting fish), 1755 nucleotides. Its product is annotated as rho GTPase-activating protein 8-like. Gene Ontology annotation, biological process: small GTPase-mediated signal transduction; negative regulation of endocytic recycling. The record is from RefSeq and is a predicted model, not a curated record. The coding region runs from base 41 to 1423 and encodes 460 amino acids. Lineage: Eukaryota; Metazoa; Chordata; Actinopteri; Anabantiformes; Osphronemidae. The transcript has 13 exons. Gene Ontology annotation, molecular function: GTPase activator activity. Gene Ontology annotation, cellular component: cytoplasm.